Ilex paraguariensis (yerba mate) is the source of this 1718-nucleotide messenger RNA. Lineage: Eukaryota; Viridiplantae; Streptophyta; Magnoliopsida; Aquifoliales; Aquifoliaceae. The record is from the annotation of a GenBank genome assembly.
GUUGGUUCAUUGUUCUUGUAACGGUUUUUCGAAUCUGAGACUGAGACUGAGAAGACAUUCAUCCAUCAGAAGUUGCCAUGACCACCUUGGUGACAUCUCCACCUCGGAUGCAACUCAAUGUCCGUUUCUCCCCCUUUUUAGUGUCCGGCCAGAGGUUAUUCUCACAUGGAUCUCUGUCUCUGCAAACACCCCACAAGGCAUGGAGACAUUCUAUGUUUCUCAAGUCCAAACCUGUCGUCAAAGAUGGGGUUCUCAGUUUCAAUGGAACCAAUGCGCUGACAGGAAUACCAGAUAAUGUUGUCAUGACACCAUGGUCAAACUCUUCGCUAUUCCUCGGUGCCACUUCCGCCCACAGCAGUUCCCGGCAAGUUUUCAAGCUUGGUCUUAUACAGGAUGCCAGAUUGUUGUGCUUAUUUAGAUUUAAAAUUUGGUGGAUGAUACCUCGUGUGGGAAAUUCAGCAAGUGACAUCCCCAUUGAAACUCAGAUGUUGCUGCUGGAAGCAAAGGAAGAUUCAAGUUCUAAUGACUCUAAAGGAUCUCCAUCCUAUGUCAUUUUCUUGCCUACGUUAGACGGUGAAUUUAGAAGCAGUUUGCAGGGAAACUCAGCUGAUGAGCUAGAAGUUUGUAUUGAAAGUGGUGACCCGGCUGUAAUUGCAUCAGAGUCUCUAAAAGCAGUUUUUGUGAAUUAUGGAAACAACCCAUUUGAUCUGAUGAAGGAAUCUAUGAAGAUCAUGGAGAAGCAUAUUGGAACAUUUUCAGUCCGCGAAAGCAAACAGAUGCCUGGAAUGCUAGAUUGGUUUGGUUGGUGCACCUGGGAUGCUUUCUAUACAGAAGUUAAUCCUAAAGGAAUCAAAGAUGGUCUAAAAUGCUUGUUAGAAGGAGGCACUCCAGCAAGGUUUUUGAUAAUUGAUGAUGGGUGGCAAGAUACAACUAAUGAGUUCCAGAAUGAAGGAGAGCCUUUUGUGGAGGGGUCACAGUUUGGUGCCAGACUCGUCAGCAUUGAGGAAAAUAGCAAGUUCAGGAAGACAGGAGAUGAGGCUUCAAGUGAGGCACCCAGUGAUCUUAAGGAAUUUAUUUCAGAUAUAAAGAGUACUUUUGGACUUAAGUAUGUCUAUGUAUGGCAUGCACUCAUGGGAUACUGGGGGGGACUUCAUCCAAAUGCUACAGGAACUGAAAAGUACAAUCCAAAACUAAAAUUCCCCGUACAGUCACCGGGGAAUCUUGCACAUAAGAGGGAUAUAUCUAUGGACUCCAUGGAAAAGUACGGUGUUGGCACAAUAGAUCCUGCCAAAGUAUCUGAAUUUUAUGAUGAUCUGCACAGGUACCUUGUAUCACAGGAAGUGGAUGGGGUGAAGGUUGAUGUACAGAACAUACUGGAAACUAUAGCGAUUGGUUUGGGAGGCCGGGUAUCACUUACAAGACAUUUCCAACAAGCUCUUGAAAAGUCUAUUGGCACACAUUUCCAAGAUAAUAGCAUAAUCUGCUGCAUGGGUCAGAGCACGGAUUCCAUCUACAACUCAAAAAGAAGUGCUAUCACACGUGUGUCCGAUGAUUACUAUCCAGGAAACCCAACAACACAGACAGUGCAUGUGGCGGCUGUGGCUUAUAACAGCAUAUUCUUUGGUGAAGUUGUCGUCCCAGAUUGGGACAUGUUCUAUGUAUGACAUGGUCCUCUAAUUUUAUGCUUACUAACUGCUUAAUAAUUCUACUAUGUAAUU